Fusarium subglutinans is the source of this 1182-nucleotide messenger RNA. RefSeq lists its product as uncharacterized. The record is from RefSeq and is a predicted model, not a curated record. The transcript has a single exon. NCBI's taxonomy places the organism in Eukaryota, Fungi, Ascomycota, Sordariomycetes, Hypocreales, Nectriaceae. Bases 1 to 1182 code for a protein of 393 amino acids.
AUGGCUCUGAUCCCUUAUACCAAGGAGCAGCUGGAUGACUGCAUCCUCAUGCCUCUUGAUCCACCGACCACCACGUUCUACCUAUUCAACAAUCUCCCUGUUGAAAUGCGCCUUAAGAUUUGGGAGUCCGCACUUUCGAACCCUCGACAAGUCAAGGUCGUCGUGGCCGAUAAUAACAUCUGCGAGUUCUCAAUUUGGAACUGUCAUCAUGAACGAAUCUUCCAUGCCGAUGAUGUCGAUGAUGACCAGCCCUACGGCGUCUUCAUCAAGAAGAGUGCGACAUACCACCCGCUUCUAAACACAACAUCCGAGUCGCGCAACGUCGCCAAGAAGUUCUACCGUGUCCAGCUCCCCUGCCGACGACUUGGACCUAACGGAAGCAGCGAGGGCACCCUGUUCCUUUGCCCUGAAUUGGAUACCAUUCAUCUCGAAACCGACAUCUUGCCACUUCGGCAUUUUGAGAAGUUUGCUGAUGCUGUUUUUGCCGCAGACAAGCACAAAGUCGGCCUCGUCAACUUGGCCCUCGACUGCGAACUCCGUCACGACGAGAAUGAGUUUCCCAUCUCUGACGACGAACGUCUCCUUUUCAUUGAGGCCAUUCGUCGAUUGGAAGUCUUGACCAUUGUUGGGCGCGUGCCCAACAAAUGCACCCAGCUCCUAACAUACGGAAGUGACCUGCGGGUCAUCAAUCAAUCCCCUCGCUUUGUUGACAAAUGUAUCAACACCGAGGAAUAUGAUCAAGGUUUCUUCGACUAUAAAUCGGGUCUGUACGAAAACGAGUUGACAGCCGUUCGCAUCGGAGGCGAGGACCCCCGUCGUGGGUAUUAUUCCUUUCGCAAUCUGAUGCAGGUGUUGGAAAUCCCCAAUGAUGUUUACACGGCCAACGAGAUUUUCAAGCUCACCCACAACCAUGAGCCACAUUUCAUCUGCAUUAACGGUGAUCCGGAUGAGUAUAGAAUCGCCAGCAACACACAGCGGGAGUACCGAGAGUACAGCAAGGAGCCCCCUGCUGUUGGAUUUUGGCUUUUCCCGCUCAGUGCCAUCGGUCCAUUCUACCUUCACGACAUCAAGCCAUGGAAUGGGCUUCCUUCGCAUCCCAAAGCGGACAUUGAGGUGAAAGACCGGGUCAUUGACCUCAGUGGCUGUUACUCGCGCUUUUGCUUUUUUCGUCCUGCAUAUUAG